ACACACGCCCAGAAAUACUCCGCACUUAUUCCCUGUUUCUUUUCUUUUUCUGGGAGUGCCUGUUUUGGCUGUGGCCUUGCCAAAAGGAGAAAGAAAGACGUCCGCUUUUCCUCCUCCUCCUCCCCCCCUAUCUCCACCCACCUUUCUAGGGUUCAUAUAGGCUCUCUCUUCCAAAGCUCAAACCUCAAAGCUCAAGCUUAAGCUCGCAGGCGUAACCUCUCCCUCCCUCCUGCUCAAUUUUCCUGCCCCGAAUCGCCUAGGGUUUCCUGGAUUGCUUUCUCUCUCUAGAAUCCUCCGUUUCUCUCUCAACGAGCGCCUCCUCCCGGCGCCGUCUCCGAUUUCCUGCUUUCCGGGACCUGAUCCCCGCGACGCCCCCCGUUCCGCGGCCACUCCGAUUCGGAGCUUCGAUCGAGCGCUCGUCGCCGGCGAUCAGUUCCCGCUCUUCUUCUUCUUCUUCCGAUCUCUUUCUUUUUCUUCUUUUUUUAGUUUGUGGCUUGAGAGAGCGAGAGAGAGAGAGAGAGAGAGAGAGAGAGGGACGGGGGAAAUGGUGAGGGGGAAGACGCAGAUGAAGAGGAUAGAGAACGACACGAGCAGGCAGGUGACGUUCUCGAAGCGCAGGAACGGGCUGCUGAAGAAGGCCUUCGAGCUCUCCGUCCUCUGCGACGCCGAGGUUGCACUCAUCAUCUUCUCCCCGAGGGGCAAGCUCUACGAGUUCUCGAGCUCGAGCUUGAGCAAGACAAUAGAAAAGUAUCAGAAGAGAGCCAAGGACAUGGGAGCCAAAACUGCUGAAAUUUCUAUGCAGCAUUCCAAGGGUGACACUCUUGACAUGGAAAAGAAGAUCGAGCAUUUCGAAAUAUCUAGAAGAAGACUCUUGGGAGAGGGUCUGGAUUCCUGUUCGGUCGAGGAGCUCCAACAAACAGAAAACCAGUUGGAAAGAAGUCUAACCAAGAUCAGGGCAAGAAAGAACCAUUUAAUUAGGGAGCAUAUUGAGCGGCUAAAAGCAGAGGAGCGGAAACUACUGGAAGAAAAGAGAAAGCUACUUCAAGAGAUUGAAUGCGGCAAAGGAUUGACCCCGGUCUCCAGCGAACCGCCUCGUGAAGAAAUCCGCGCGGAGUCUAUGGAUGUUGAGACCGAGUUGUUUAUAGGGCCACCGAAAAGAUGAACCGCUCAGUUGCCCGUUCUGCGAUUGCUCAAAAUAAUGACCAUAGCAACGGAAACGCUUCUUCUGCUGCUCUUUUCUUCUUCAAUCGUGAGGCAAAAUAAAUUGAGAGUGAACAUGUUCAUUAAAGUUUUAAUUCACGAUGAGUGUAUACUUUGUUGUUGCUCGAUUGGCUGAAAAUCUGUAUAUUAAUUACCCAGACGCAUCAUUUCAUCUCCCUCUCCCUCUCUCUCUCUCUCUCUCUCUCUCAGAGGGGAAGGGGGCUUCUAAUGUUUUUGCAAGAACACACCCGAAGUAUCAAA
This is a messenger RNA of Eucalyptus grandis, 1461 nucleotides long. RefSeq names its product agamous-like MADS-box protein AGL19. The record is from RefSeq and is a predicted model, not a curated record. Lineage: Eukaryota; Viridiplantae; Streptophyta; Magnoliopsida; Myrtales; Myrtaceae. Gene Ontology annotation, molecular function: DNA-binding transcription factor activity, RNA polymerase II-specific; RNA polymerase II cis-regulatory region sequence-specific DNA binding; protein dimerization activity. The transcript is spliced from 7 exons. Bases 545 to 1162 code for a protein of 205 amino acids. Gene Ontology annotation, cellular component: nucleus. Gene Ontology annotation, biological process: positive regulation of transcription by RNA polymerase II.